Molecule: messenger RNA, 351 nt
Organism: Protopolystoma xenopodis
Lineage: Eukaryota; Metazoa; Platyhelminthes; Monogenea; Polystomatidea; Polystomatidae
Source: the annotation of a GenBank genome assembly
UGGGAGUUCCAGAUCGGACCUUGCUGUGGAAUUGAGGCCGGUGAUCACCUCUGGAUGGCUCGUUUUAUUCUCUAUCGUGUGGCUGAAGAUUUUGGUGUUGUCGUAACCCUUGAUCCCAAACCUGUUGCAGGCAACUGGAACGGCUGCGGCGCACAUUGCAAUUAUUCAACGCUUAAAAUGCGUAAUCCAACUCAGGGAAUAAAGGCCAUCGAAGAAGCUAUACAAAAACUCUCUUGCACUCAUAAAGAACACAUCGAAAGUUACGAUCCGAAAAAAGGGGAGGACAACAAACGACGGUUGACCGGCCUUCACGAGACAAGCAGCAUUCACGACUUUUCAUCAGGUUCGUAA